Messenger RNA from Mesocestoides corti, 1848 nucleotides. The record is from the annotation of a GenBank genome assembly. Lineage: Eukaryota; Metazoa; Platyhelminthes; Cestoda; Cyclophyllidea; Mesocestoididae.
AUGGACCUGGAUGCACUGAGAAUGGAAGUAACUGCAAGCACACCACAAGCAUUCAGUACUCGAAGAUCCUUAAAUGAGAACAAUGAUUGGGACUGCGUUGACGCAGCGACGUGCUUUUACAAUGCCAUUUGCGCUGACCAAGUCAAGUUUCAAAAGUGGUUAUCCGAAAUCGACAGUCGGUUUCCCUUUCGUUCUACCACAGAAAUUUCCGAGGAAGACCGGUCAUCAUUUGCGGAAGUUUUGUGCAAUUUUGAAAGUGAUCAGGGUGUAAUCAACAACCACGAGAUCGUCAAAAUCCUGGAAACUGAAAGUGGAAAUGCGCUGGUAAUUGGACGUGGAUAUAUUACCGACAAGCACGGAGGCCCAGAUUUUGGCCUCUACACAGCUCUCAAGGCUUCCAUUGAGCGCCACCAUCGACUUUCGGAUGCACUAGAUCGGACAUGCGAAUCUUGUCGGAUUAAACCACCCGUGAAGAGUGAGCCUGCUAUUUCCAAAAUAAGCCAUCAAGUUCGGACGUGGAUUCCAAUGAUUUAUUUACAACCUUUCAACUUAAAAACACGACUACUUAAGCAGGCGGCAAUCACCCGAAAUUUCGUACUGUCUGUCUGGGACAGCUAUGUGAAAGAGGCAGGCCAGGCAAUCGUAGACCUCUUCUACACCAUGUUUGCUCGGUGGAAUAGAGACAAGGUAGAUGCUGACUAUGCCACUGUCAGUGCUGAUAUAAGAACUAGUCUUCAGGCGUUUUUCAAGUCUCUUGAGGAGAGUCUGACUGAUGACUGGGAAUGUGGGAUGCAUUAUGAUCUAAUUCUGAAGCAAUUGCGCUUGCUACAAUCCAAUGACAAUUUCGUUCAAGACACAUCCCAAACAGAAACAAAUGAUUUGAAUUCCAAAGAUUCUCUCAACGAUGCCAGCAUUCCAUCGCCUCCACCUCCCUUCGGCAGAGGAGCACCUUCUUGUCAGGAAGAACCCUGCGUCGUGAAAAAGACUCCUGCCAAAUUGGUAAAACAGUAUGACAGCGAGCCUUGCAUUAUUGAGGCCACAGGCGAACUACAGCAGCAGGCUCAUGCAGGGCGCUACAAGUCAGUGGAUUUGUCGUUGAAGGGGAUUGAUAAAUGCUCUCGGUUUCGUGCGCGAUCGUUUGGACAGGGCUCGAAAUCCUUGCCGCGCACAGCCUACCCGCUGUCCGUGAUGCGGUCACCACCGAUGAACGUGUCAUCUAUUUCUUCAGCCUUCAAGACCAGGAACUAUCAAAUAGGCUAUGUAAUAAUCAUGAGGCCCAGCUUCCGCGAAAGAAUCACCACGGUGCUGGACACAAGACGGCGUAAACGCGUUUCCAUCCACGUGGCGAUUGAGCGUGGCGUGGCUGGCUUUGAGGGAGGGGAUGCAGACGAGCGGCACCUCAGCGAGGAAGAGCAGAAGCAAGCCUUUUUUGUGUACGAUACGGCGCUCGGGAAAAAACUCAACUACUUGGAAGCUAUCAAGGCUGGGAUCAUUCAUUAUGACUCCUCAGCAAAAGAGAGCAUCGUUUUUGACGAAUAUGCUAAAUCUGAGUGGCGUGGAGUUAAGUCGAUUUACCAUCCUCUCGUCUAUCGAGUGGAACAAGUUCGUGAGGUUGUUGAACGUGAUGGCAAGCUUAUCCGGCAGAAACAUAAGUUCAUGUCGUUCGAGAAGGCCGUGACACUCGGCAUCAUCGACAAAAAGACCGCCGAAUUUGUCAUUCACACAAACGGGGAGGAAGUUCAGCGUCUGCCUUUUGUCAAGGCGCUUGCUUAUGGCCUUGUGAAAGUGGUGGUACUACGUCACUGCCUCAUUGAAAAACUCCCCAGAGAGAACUGCAUAUUUGCCUGA